UAUUACUUAAAUAGUUAGGAAAAAAAAUAAACUAUUUAAAAAUAUAUAUAUCAAUAGGCCGAUAUGAAACGUUUAGUUUCGUAUUUGUAAGGUGUUUGGGAGUUUCUGUGUGAAAUUUAGUCGUUUUAUUGAGAAAGUCUUGGUAGUUUUCGGCGAUGUCGGGUUUGGACGUGGUCUGCGAGCGAAUUCACUUCAGACACGACCCGAAGUGGACGGCUCGGCUCGGCUCGCCCGACAGCGGCCAGCUGCUCUGCACAGCCUGCGUGGUGGAGAUGAUGGAGGACAGCGCGAUAUCGGUGGUUCGGAAGAAGCACGCCCUCUGCUGUUUCAAGAGCGUCAUGACGCGCUUCCCGGCCGAGGUGGCGGAGCUGCUGUUGCAAGACAGCCGUGUUUGCGUGCAUUUCAUCGGGACGCUGCUGGCAAUGCUGCACAGCUCCGAAGAAGCCUCCGUGCUCGAGGAAGUCAUCCAAGUGCUGGUGCAGCUCCUGGUGGAAUUGAAGUCAGACCAGCUUCUGCACUGCGUGCUGGAGGAGUGUGAAAAAAAGUUGCUCGGCCCGGCCAGCGUGAGGCGCUGCCUGCCCCUGUUCACCUUCCUGGGGAAGCUGCUGGAGUCGGUCCCGGGCUCAGCUGAGAGGCUGACGCUGGAACACAUGCCUCUGUUGCAGCAGCUCUCCGGGGCACUCCUGUUCCCUGACGAGGGGGUCCAGGCCUCUCUGUGCUUUGUGUUCGGGAGGCUGUAUGGAGGGGGAGGAGGAGGAGGAGGAGGGGGGGGCUCGGCAGCCCAGGACAGGCUCUCUGCGCUCUUCAGAGACAGGCUGUGCGCAGGACUGCUGACAACCAUGAGCAGAGCUCAGAGCAGGGAGCUGCACAUCAACUGCCUGGGUUUCCUGAAGCAGCUGCUCAGCUCCAGUGAGUUUGUGUCGCUGCUGAUGGAGCCCCCUGUGAACGAGCAGAACAGCGAGGAGACUGAGAUCACACAGGGGGGCUCCCUGCCUCUGACACUGAAGAGGCUGCUGCUGAGCCGGGACGAGACCCUGCAGAUUGCCAGCUCCCAGUGCAUGGCGUCUAUACUGGUGCACUCUCCACACCAGUACGCUGCACCACUCAUACUGGCAGACAUACCGGAGUUCCUGUUUGAGAGGUUGAGCUGCAGUAAUGAGGUUUUGCUCUGGUCUGUGUACAGCUGCCUGCUGCUGCUGACUGAGGAGAAACUCUUCUUCACAAAGUGCCACUCUGUGUACGGUAUUGAGUCUCUGGUGCGCAGUGUGAGGGAGUCUGUGAGGCUGGGAAACCCCGAGGUGCAGAAACAGGGGCUGCUGCUGUUCAGAGAGGUGCUGCAGAGGCAGCCCGAGGGCAUCAAGCUGUUCUCCAGCCCCGCUUCAUUCAGGGAGGCUGCAGAGACCCUGAGAGAGGGCAUUACCAGCAGCAGCCUGGAGGUGGCGACAGAGGCAGCCUGCGCAGCCUCAGCACUGCUGAGGAUCAGUCACCUCCCUGUUCCAGUGUGUGUGCCUGUGUGUCCUCAGUGUCAGUGUGUGUUUCUGUGUGUUCUCAGGAUCAGUCACCUCCCUGUUCCAGUGCAGUACCAGGCCCUGCAGAGUCUGGUGGAGGUGGCUCUGGAGCGAUGCAGAGACACAGCAGAGACUGCCAGCCUGACACAGCGCCGAGCCACAGCACAGACCGCCUCGGAGCCCUCGAGAGCGGGGGCGUUCAUACUGAGCUCCCUGGAGACCUUCCACAGAGCCUGCAGGCUGGCUGCGGACUGCUCUCUCCACCCCUCUCUGCUGCUCAAUGUCUUCACAGCCCCUCACUCUCACAGCGUCGUCGACACCCUGGAGAGCUUCACUCGCUUCCUCCUCUCUGCGUGCGACACCCUCUGCAUUCCCACCGUCACCAGCCUGUGUGAGAGAGCUCCCAGUGCCUCACUGAUACUGGUUUUCUACUCCGUCCUCAACUCCCAGUACAGCCUGGUCCCCAGCAUGAUGGGACAGUUCUCUGCCAAACUGGCUUCAUCCUCUUUCUUCAGACUGACCCUAGAGCUGAAAGCAGCCUUCUGUGCGGGAGAGAGGAACGCUCAGCUCAAUGCAGUUUGCUCUGAGUUCCUGUGCAGAGUGAGCCUGAGCCUGCUAGCAAACCAGCAGACAGCAGAGUCCACACAGCAAGAGCUGGAUGAGCUGCAGUGUGUGUUGCAGAGGGCUCUGCCCAUGUUGACCUGCCGGCUGUCAGACUGCCCCAUCCUGCUCAGCGAGGACCCAGGAGGGGAGGUGGGGGUGAGGGACACACAGCACUGCCUGCUCACCCUGCUGUACCUGGCACACCUCCACCAGGACAGGUUGGUUCCUGAAGCCAGCCUCUUCCCAGCGGUCUGCAGUUUCCUGAUCUGCAGCCAGGAGAGGAGAGAAACCCAGCCUGCCUUCACACUGAGAGCAGCUCUGUACCUGCUGUCUGUGAGCCAGGCUUACAGCAGAGAGCUGGACUGGUCUCCCCUGAACAGCAUCUGCAGCUCCCUGUGUGUGCACCCAUCUUUCUCCUCCCUCUACACACACCACCCCCUGGUUUUGAGGUUCCUGUUCCGGUACCCCACGCUCACAGACCGCUUCGGACUGCCGGCCCUGCAGCGCUGGCUGGGGCAGGGAGACUGGACCGGGCCCCAGGAGAACCAGGACCCGAGCUACAGGGCUGUGCUGGCCGUCAUCCAGGACAACCCCAGCACCAUACUGGUCUUACUGGGUAUUGUCUGCACUGGAGAGGCCCAGCUAUCCCACAAUGCCCUGCUGGUGCUGAAGUCCUACCUGCAGGGUCGUGACCCCGGCGACCUCUCGUCCUUGGAGCUGCUCAGACCCCGGCUGCUCCAGAUCCUGCAGCGAGUCGGGAUUGAGAGCGAGGGCCGGGCCCCCGAGGUGAGCAAGAGUCUGUCUCUAGUGCUGGAGCUGCUGUGUGUGGUUCAGAUGAAGAGCUCUGCCGGGAGAGACAUGGACAGCACUGACUUCAAACUGCUGUACCACGUCAGCACCCUGGCUGGUAAAAUGCAAUCCUCCAGCACUGAAGCCCUGCAGCCUGCCUUCAACUACCUGUACUGCAGCCUGUGUGCCUGCAACAGCGGAAGAGCUGUCUCAAUGCUGCUCUCCAAUGUUGGCCUGUUGGAUCUGCUCCAGUCUGUCUGGGAGCUGUACUGGGCCAGGCCUCAGUCCUCAGACUCUCCUGCCCACAGCUCCCUGCUUUCCUCAGCCUGUCUGCUGCUCAGCGCCCUGCUCCAGUCCCAGCGGACUCACAGCUCCCAGGUUCACCGGGGGCUCAGUCUCAGUUUAGAUCAGAUUCUGCAGCUUCUCUCCUUCAGGAAGAAGACAGGCAGUUUGCUGCUGGCCUCCUCCCUGCAUCUCUUGCAGACUCUGUUGGAUCAGGACCUGAGCUCCUCUCUACUGACGGUCAGCCCGUCUGAGAGGAGAGAGCGCCCCCUAGAGGCCCCCGAUUCUGCCCUGUACCCACUGAGCAGCGAGAGGGCAAACUGGCUGCUGACAGCCCUGCAGAGCCUGCUGAUACAGAGGCAGGAGCUGCUGCUGCACUCUGCAGUGGGGUGUCUGGGGGCUCUGCUGGACUUCCUGACUCGGAGGAACCAGAACACAGCCCUGCAUGCCGUGUCCCAGCCCUGGACUCGUUUCCUGGUCUACACUCUCCUCAAUUCGGGAGAGGAGUUGGUGCUGCACCCUGCUCUGCUCUCUCUGAUCACCUUGCUGCAGAUCUCAGGGCCGGCGCCUCCAGGACUGAAGGAGAAGGAGGCAGCGCAGAAUCUACUGGAGGAGCUGGAGAGAGAGAGAGAGAGGAGAGAGAGAGAGGGAGAUGAGAGAGAUGAGAGGAGAGAGAGAGAGAGAGAGGAGAGAGUGAGAGAGAGGAGAGACACAGACUGGGAGCAGCACUGCUAAGCCAUAACCAGCAGCAAAAUAAAACUCAAACCACUUCAGGACUGUUGAUGAACAUCUCAUUCCAGUAGCAAAAGUGUUAACCAGAGGAAAGAAAAUUAGUUUUUUGAUUUUUUUUAGCUGUUUAUAUAUGUGUAUAUAUAUAUAUAUAUUUGAUUGGUUUGUGAUGCUGUUGGAAUAAAUCCACAGUAUAGGGAAUGCUGCCCCCACCCAGUCCUGGUGAGAAGAGGUACUGUCGUAAAAAGAUAUAAAACUACAGCUCCCAGCAUGCCUCUGCAUUAGCAGCAACAGCGAGGGAUGAUGGGAGCUGUAGUUCUGUAUCAGGCAGGCGUAGCACCAUUACCAAAAUAAGGCCGAAAAUAAUCGGAAACACAAACUACAGCUCCCAGCAUGCCUCCACAAAACAGUGAGGGGUGAUGGGAGUUGUAGUUUGUUUUAUAUACAGGUGGGGUUGUCUCAGAAGAAGCAGUCGUUGUUUGUGUUAUUAAAG
This is a messenger RNA of Acipenser ruthenus (sterlet), 4404 nucleotides long. Its product is annotated as meiosis inhibitor protein 1-like. Lineage: Eukaryota; Metazoa; Chordata; Actinopteri; Acipenseriformes; Acipenseridae. Gene Ontology annotation, biological process: meiosis I. Bases 156 to 3917 code for a protein of 1253 amino acids. The transcript is spliced from 30 exons. The record is from RefSeq and is a predicted model, not a curated record.